UGUGGUAAAAAAAUUAUGACAAUAUAAUUUUUUUAUGACGUCGGUAUUGUUCAUUUAUCAGUGGUUGGUAAUAAAUCAACAAAUCAGUUUAUUUGGUAAAUAUUUCACCAAGUAAUGAUUCGGUUACUAUGGUUACGCUGUCAAACAAGUUUUCCGCAUAAAAGCCUGUAGAACUUUUCGUAAAUAAUUUACAAGAUGGAAAAGCAUGGAGUGGUUCCUGACGUUCUCGAUAUUGUUCCAAAACAUGUGGCCGAAGUUACGUACGACAAAGGUGUGAAAGUUCAGCUUGGAAAUAAAUUAACUCCUACUCAAGUGAAGAACCCACCCACUGUCAAAUGGGAUGCGGAAAAUGAUGCAUUUUACACGUUAUGCAUGACCGAUCCAGAUGCUCCUAGCAGAAAAACUCCAAAGUUUCGGGAAUGGCAUCAUUGGCUGGUCGUAAACAUUCCUGGAAACAACAUUGAUAAAGGGGACGUUAUUUCGGACUAUGUUGGUUCAGGUCCUCCGAAAGACACUGGGUUGCAUCGUUAUGUUAUUAUUGUCUAUAAACAACCUGGAAAGAUUACUUGUUCAGAGAAAAAAAUACCAAAUAAUUCUGGAGAUGGUCGUGGUAAAUUUUCUAUUAAAGGGUUUGCACAAAAGUAUAAUUUGGGUGAACCGAUCUCAGCGAAUUUUUAUCAAGCAGAAUGGGAUGAUUAUGUACCAACUUUGUACAAACAGUUGGGAAUGUAAUUAUUGUUUUUGUCGUAAAUUGUUGUGUAGGUUGUUUUAGUUUGGAAAUGUUAGUAUAAGUAUAGUGGAGUUUUUAUUAUUCGUUGUUACUG
Zophobas morio is the source of this 824-nucleotide messenger RNA. Its product is annotated as protein D3-like. The transcript has a single exon. The record is from RefSeq and is a predicted model, not a curated record. Lineage: Eukaryota; Metazoa; Arthropoda; Insecta; Coleoptera; Tenebrionidae. The coding region runs from base 196 to 732 and encodes 178 amino acids.